GAUAUGUGUGUCCGUAUUUAAGUGUUUACGUGAAAGGUGCAGUUUGGUGCAUUUUGGCAUGUAUGUUCCCAUGAAACUACCCCCAGUCAAGAUACGGAGAACGUCCAUCACCGAAAAUUCACCGCAAAGGUUCUUUCUCUGUUCUCAGAAUCCAUCUCUCACACCCCUUGCCCCAGGCAGCCACUGCUCUCUGCGGCCCAUAGGUUGAUUUGCAUUUUCUAGAAUGUUUUGUAAGUGGAAUCAUAUCCUCUUUUUGUACAUCUUGAGUUUACACAGCAUGAUCAUUUGGAGAUUUACCCACGUGUGAAGUACUAGUUCAUUUCUGUUGCCGAGUGGUGUUCUGUGGUGUGGAUGGACACAGCUUGUUACCUACUCACCUGUUGGCAUACAUUCACCAAAUUGCUGUUUGUUUGUUUUAACAUUCUAUUUAUUUGAGAGAGAGCGUGUGUGCGCACCAGAGCACGAACAAGGGAAGGGGCAGAGGGGGGAGGAAGAAGCAGCCUCCCUGCUGAGCAGGGGUCUCAGUCCCACGACCCUGAGAUCAGGGCCUGAGCCGAAGAGAGAAGCUUAACUCACUAAGCCACCCAGGUGCCCCCAAACUGCACUGUUUUAAUUGUGUUUCCCAGCAGUUGAAGGAGAAGGGGGCACGCAGUCGGGCAGUGCGGUGGGUCAGACUUACUCCGUGCGCGGGCCUCAGGUGUGGGCAGUAGUUGGGGCCUGGUGGCGCGGCUGGGGGCUCUGACCACUCGGUGCUGCUGGUGCCAGUGGGUGGCCGCCCAGUGUCUCAGAUCUUUCUCUGCCAGGACGAGGAGGGAAUGCGCUUUCCAGGCCUGUGGGUUCAUUGGUGCUCGGUCCUCCUCCACCCCCUUUCUGGCUUCCAUGGCUGUUUUGCGGGGUGGCCAGAGGGCCCCUUGCCCAGUAUUAGGAUUGUCACUUCCCGGGAGGGCCUCUGCAGCCAGCCUGCCUCCCCCUCAGGGGCCUUUCUGAGAUUUGUGUGGGUUUGCCUCUUAAAUGAAGAAAAAUUUUUUAAAAGAGAAACUUACAGGGGCGCCUGGGUGGCUCACUUGGUUAAGCGUCUGCCUUUGGCUCGGGUCAUGAUCCUGGGGUCCUGGGAUCGAGCCCCGUGGGGAGUCUGCUUCUCCCUCUGCUCCCCCUCCAGUCAGUUGUUGGCUGGCAGAUGACACCGGCAUGUCCCCACAAGGUGUGCCGAGCAGGUACCCUGCCGUUGGGGCUGCAUGGAUGGUGCCAGGCUGGAGGGUUCUUACUCCAUCUGCUCUCAGCGCCCCGGAGCCUUGGACCCAGAUGAUAAAUUCCUUUCCAUUCCCUGAGUUCUGCAGAAAGAAGCACGUUUAUUUCUCAGGGUUGCCUUUCGCUGUUUGUUUUCGGCUUUCCUUGAUCUGCAACAGGUGAUUUCACCUGGAUGGGAAGAGUGUUGGACAGGGCGCUUUGCCCCGCCCCCCCGGGCCCCCAGGCAGUGCAUGAAAGCAGGCCCUGUUACCUCAGGGAUUUGCUGUCACCUGCUUGUUAGCAGCUUCUGUUAUCUGGUGUUCUGAGAGCUGGUCUCUUGCUGUGCAUCAGACGGAGGAGUCCAGAGUUCUGUCCUGUCUUUUGUAAGUAGCAGCAUGCUGGCAAGAUCGUCACUUAGGAUAAGUGCCUAUACGUCCAUGGAAAUGGCAGCAUGAGGCGGUGUGCCUCCGAAUACUUGUCUUUCCAGAACAGUCCGUGGCAGUGCUGGCCCCAGGUCAUGUGCAGGGCGGCUCCUGGCAGGACCAGACUGGGAUGAGCAGGGUUGGUGUGGGAGUAGGCUGUGUGUGUGCGCGUGCGAAGGAGAGAGAGAGGGCUCUCAAAAGCGCUGUUGCAGAAACCACAGGCUGUGCAGAUGACCUGCAGGCUGGCGGUGGUUUUCUUUCUUGGGGCGCAGGUUCUUCUCUCCAGCCCCACCCCCCUACCCAGCAGAUGGGGUCUUCUGUUGGGGCGUGUCUGGGCCAGCUGGGUUCCCGUGUGUGACUGUGAUGGGGUUGUGUUCUUCUGGGGAGUUGUCUGGUUGUGGAACCUUUUUGAAGAAAAUACCUUUUCUGUGGUUAAUUGAACAGCCAAGCGCUCGCAUUCCCAGCUGACCCGUCGGUCGGGUGAGCUGCAGACAGGCUCCCAGGUGCGUGUGUUUGGUGUGUGCCUGUCUCGGUAGCACCUCCAUGCUGCUGCUUCAGUAUCUUUAACUGGUCGUGUCUUAACCGGGAGCCACGGACUUGACUGGUUGUAUUUCUUUUCUGAUGAUCAUGGAGUUAAAUUCCAGCCAGUGAAUGGAGCAUCCGGCACCACCUGUGCUUAGCUCCGUGUGUGCUUUGGGAAGCCGCUUCCUGCUGUUGACUUUCUCUCCGACCCACCUGUGCUUCGCUGAACUUGGUCUGUUGCAGACGGACCAUCCUCCCGUUGUUUGUGUUGAGUUAGUUGCUGGGCUCUGGCCGCUCUGUGUUUCUGUCUCUGCAGUUCAGGAAACUGAGAAAAGUGCUCAAAGUGGGAAAGUGAGUCAGGCCAGAGGGGUGGAGGGGCCCUUAGGGGCCGGGGUAAGAGGAGAGCACAGGGAGGGGGUGGGGACCGCAGUGACAUCACAGUGGGUGCUGCGUGUGUAUGUGUGUGUGUGUGUCCCCCACCUGUGAGUCUCCGUCCUGGAGCUCCCGCUGUCCCAACCCCUGAGCGCAGCCUUGACCCUUGGUUCUCUGAUGGACCCCAGUGUGCCGCUCUGUCCCCCACGCAGCUCCUACCACCGGGGCAGGCCUGCGCUUCAAGGUGGAAGUCAGCCAGCCUUUCUCUGGGUCCUGCUGAAACCCUUGAGCUGCUCCAGGCCUGUUUAGGCGCAGACGACAUCCCCUGCGGGCGCUGCUCUCCAGUGUGGGGCACAGGUCUGCUUGUCCCCUGAGGUCCGAGCUGCUGACAGCAGGGACUCCGUGUGUACCAGGGGGACGUGGGCCAUGGAGCACCCCAGCGUGGAGUCUGGACAGACUCCGAGGGGGGCAGGGUGCUGUGACCGCUGGGUGAGGUGGUGGGCCUCAGGAAACAACACACAGCUCCACUCCAUCUUUGGUAGGAGGCCUGUGCGCCUGCGUGCCCGUGUACGGGAUUGUUUGCUUUAUGAAGCUUUCACGUUGACGCAAACGUUUUAUCUUUAGCAUGUAAUCUCCAAACUAUAGCCAUUGGGCUGGGUGAACAUCAUCAACAGAUACAUGUCACAGAGCAAGCACACAGAGGCGCGGGAACUCAUGUGCUCAGGGGCACUGCUGUUCUUCAGCCACGGCCAACAAAAUAGUGCCGCGGACUUGUCCAUGCUGGUCUUAGAGUCGCUGGAGAAGGCAGAAGUCGAGGUGGCCGAUGAGCUGCUGGAAAAUCUGGCCAAACUGUUCAGUUUGAUGGACCCAAAUUCUCCAGAACGAGUGGCUUUUGUGUCUCGAGCCCUGAAGUGGUCCAGUGGAGGAUCUGGGAAACUGGGCCACCCCCGGCUCCACCAGCUGCUGGCCCUCACCCUCUGGAAAGAGCAGAACUACUGUGAGUCCCGGUACCACUUCCUGCACUCUGCGGACGGCGAAGGCUGUGCCCACAUGCUGGUGGAGUACUCGACCUCCAGGGGCUUCCGCAGCGAGGUGGACAUGUUCGUGGCCCAGGCUGUGCUACAGUUUCUCUGUUUAAAAAACAAAAACAGCGCGUCGGUGGUGUUCACGACAUACACACAGAAGCACCCGUCCAUCGAGGACGGCCCUCCGUUCGUACAGCCUCUGCUCAACUUCAUCUGGUUUCUGCUGUUGGCUGUAGACGGAGGCAAACUGACCGUAUUCACGGUGUUGUGUGAGCAGUACCAGCCGUCCCUGCGGCGGGACCCGAUGUACAACGAGUACCUCGACAGGAUAGGACAGCUCUUCUUCGGCGUGCCGCCCAAGCAGACUUCUUCCUACGGGGGCUUGCUAGGGAACCUUCUGAGCAGCCUCAUGGGCGCCUCGGAGCAGGAGGGCGAGGACAGUCAGGACGACAGCAGCCCCAUUGAGCUCGACUGACCCCGCCCGCCUGGCCUGCAUGAAGACGCCCUGAGCCCGGGCCCUCACACCCGGGGCUCCCGUUGUGAGGCGGUGGCGGCCGCCCGUGAGCCCGUGAGCUCGCCCGGGGCUGCGGCUGGGCCGGCUGGGCUGCACCUGCACCUUCAGACUGACCCACAAUAAAGCACAGGCCUUGCUGCGCUACCACCCUUUCCCUGUCCUUUGUGUCUGGUUUGCUUUGGGAGACGACCCGGCGGCGGCACAGGCCCACAGCCCGACCCGUCGAAGAUGGUGGGGGGGGGCGGCCGCCGGCGGCCCGGAGAGCAUCUGGGCGGCCGCUCUGGGCCACACCGUGAGGCCGCGGCCAUUUGGGAUCAGGAGUCCUUUCCACGUUUCGUAAUGCAGUAUUUAUUUUCAUUGGGUGAUUGGUUCCUUUGACCUGGCAUUGUAGGUUUUAACCAAAUAACCAGGAGUGAGCAGAUCUGCCCUUCCUCACGCUAUACCAGAUGUUCCCAGAGCAAUGACGAGAGGGAAACACUUUAUUUUUUCACAAUUAAAUAAGAGUUGUAGAUUAAUACACAGUGAUCAUGCAUGGGAAGGAGUUGAGAUACACACUUUUAUUGACUGUAAAAUGGAAUUUGAAGGAAGGUUUGUGUUACUUGUUGAGUUGAAAUAAAUCCUUUAUACUGGG
Mirounga angustirostris (Northern elephant seal) is the source of this 4713-nucleotide messenger RNA. RefSeq names its product guided entry of tail-anchored proteins factor 4 (gene GET4). Bases 3222 to 4043 code for a protein of 273 amino acids. NCBI's taxonomy places the organism in Eukaryota, Metazoa, Chordata, Mammalia, Carnivora, Phocidae. Gene Ontology annotation, cellular component: BAT3 complex; cytosol. Gene Ontology annotation, biological process: protein insertion into ER membrane. The record is from RefSeq and is a predicted model, not a curated record. The transcript has 9 exons. Gene Ontology annotation, molecular function: protein binding.